AUGAUAAAUUUACUUAGGUUAUAUUUUGUUAGAAUCGUUUUUUGUAUUGGUUUAGUAGUUGUUUUAAAAAACACAUUUUAUUAUUUUUAUUGGUUAUUUAAUUAUUUAAAAUCUAAAAUAUGUUUAAAAAAUUUGAAAAAUUAUGGCAAUACGGUUAUAAUUACUGGAUGUACUGAUGGUAUUGGUAAAAGUUUAACAUAUUCUUUGAUAAAACAGAAUGUAAAUUUAUUAUUAAUUAGUAGAAAUGAAAAUGAAUUAGUUAAAAUAAAAAAAGAUUUAUUAGAAAAAAAUCCUAACUACAAAGGAAAUAUUGAUAUCUUAACUUUUGAUUAUAAUAAAAACAAUUUUUCUUCAUAUAAAAUAAUAGAAGACAAAAUAAAAAAUUUAGAUAUUGGAAUAUUAAUUAAUAAUGUUGGAAUUUCUUAUCCUAAUCCAUUAUAUUAUCAUGAAAUGGAUACAGAACUAAUAGAACAAUUAGUAAAUGUCAAUUUAUUAUCUUCAUAUUUUAUGACAAAAUUAGUUUUACCUAUAAUGAUAAAAAAAAAAAAAGGAUUAAUUUUAUUUACAUCAAGUGGUGUCACAGCUUUGCAUUCAUCUCCAUUAUAUACUAUAUAUGGAUCAGUUAAAGAAGCUAUUUGUUCUUUUGCAAAUUCAUUAAGCAAUAAUAUAGAAAUACAAUGUCAUAUACCUUUAUUUAUUGUAACGAAAUUAUCAAAAAUAAAAAAACCAAGUUUAUUUGUACCAACAUCAGAUAAAUAUGCUGAGAAUGCAAUACAAAAAAUGAGAGAAGGAAAUAUUUUGUAUUAUAAAGUUAUAUCAUCUCCUUAUUUUUUUCACAGAAUUCAAAUUUGUUUAUACAACUGUAUACCAAAAUUUCUUUUUGAUUCUAUUUCUCUUUUAACUCUUAAAAUUGUUAGACAAAAAGCAUUAAAAAAAAUGAAAAAAAAUGAAUAA
Molecule: messenger RNA, 954 nt
Organism: Plasmodium gallinaceum
Lineage: Eukaryota; Apicomplexa; Aconoidasida; Haemosporida; Plasmodiidae
Product: steroid dehydrogenase, putative
Exons: 5
Coding region: 1-954 (317 amino acids)
Molecular function (GO): oxidoreductase activity
Source: RefSeq, a predicted model, not a curated record